AUUACGGUAACUGCGCUGCUUCACAGAACCAACAUGGCGCUGUCCUGUUCGAGGCUCUGUAGACACUUGUCUUUGGCCCGACUGUCUGUCCUCAGGACAAACAGGACAACAACAACAACAACAACAACAACAAAAACCACCGGCCUCCUCUCCCUGAACGUGUCCGGCCCGUCCAGGUUGCCCCUGUGUCGACUCUACUCGUCGUCCAAAGCUCGACGUGGUGUCGGUCGAUACAUCAGCUCCAGCCUCAAGUGGGCCAAUAACAAAUAUGAAGGUUUUCUCAAAAGGAGAUUCCCCCGCUUUUAUCAGCUCUACCAUACGUUUGUGGAAGGAUUCAAGUUACUGUUGCGAGACAGCAAAGAUGUGCAGCGGAUAAAAACAAAGAUGUUCUCCGACGGAGUAAAGUUCCAGGAUUUGCCGUACAGGGAAAUGGAGAAACUCCGACAGUUUCGCAGAGACGUGGUCAAAGCCGUCCCGCUCGUGGUCAUAUCCAUCCCCCCCUUCGCCAACUACCUGGUGUUUGUCUUGAUGUACUUUUUCCCCCGUCAGCUCCUGAUCCCUCACUUCUGGACUCCCAGGCAGCAGGUGGAAUUCCGGGCACUGUAUAAUUCCCAAAGGGCUCGGCAUCACCGGCCGGUGCUCCGAGGCCUCGAGCACACGAGUCACCAAGUCAAAGACGUUCAGCUACAGCGUCGCCUUAAUGACCUGUGCGCUAAAGUGCAAAGCGGAGCGAACCCCAACGUGUCCGAGAUCCUCGCUGUCCGGAGCCUGUUCUCUGGACCGCCUCUGGGAAUAAAGCGAAUGAGCGUCGAUCACAUGAGGCACGUCAGCCCCCUGCUCUUCCUGACGCCCCGCCUCCCGGGUUUCCUGAUUGGCCGGCGACUGAACAGCCACGCCCUGGAGCUGCUGCAGCUGGACCGCGCCCUGGGCAGGCUGGGCCCUCACCAGCUCAGCGACUCUGAACUCAGACAGGCUUGUUACGCGAGAGGGCUCAACUCCGACGGCCUUGGUGUUGACCAGUGCCGGGACUGGUUGUCCCAAUGGCUCCAGUUGUCCUCCACAUUAAAAGACUCCGAGGUGUCGCUGCUGUUGCACAGCAUCGUGUUUCUCUCUGCUAACUACCCGACUGGUCUCAAACACUCCCACUGACCGGACGCCGGACGCCGUCUGCUGUGAUUAUGUUCCCAUUCGCACACGAUGCAGCAUAACCUACAAAAACAUUUGAAAAAAGUUCUUGACAAGAUUUGUAAGUUAAAAAAAAUAAGGGAAUAGGAACUCUUUUGAAACCCUAACUCAAAGUAGGUCUGCCAAAAAACCCAAAACAAAGAAAACAAUCCAAUUAUUUCUAGACGCCGUAGUAUUGUCCUGUUUGUCAACUCAAGUUUUUGUCAUAGCUCUGACAUCUCUACUCAUCUGGAAGGAUAAAAAACUGCAAAGUACAUUUAGCAGAACUCUGAAACUUUGGGUGAAAUAUGAUUCUGCUUUGUACACGUGGACAAUCUGGCGAAUUUCGGCAGUUAAGCUGUUUGUUAUGAACUGAAGCUAUGCUAAGUGGUGAUGUUGAGCUAAUAGGAUUUCUUGUUGCUGUUGCUUGUCGCCACUCAAAGUCACAUACCUGUCGUCUGUUUACUUUACUCAGCUAACUCACAUUACAAAGCUACAAAGACAAAGAUUCGGGAGAAACUCUCGUGUGGUUCGCACACAUUCCGUUCGAUAAAAAAAAUCCAGAUAAGAGACCCUUUAAGUAGGCAUGUUAAAUAAUGAAUUUUCUGAUACCUCAUUCUGUGUUCUGCUCAUACUUUUUUCUUUUUUUCACCGUAGAUAAUGUUGGUCAAGGCAAAGUGGUUUAUAAGUCUUGAUGGACAGGUCAACAUCAGAAAAGCCGAUUACGCCCGGCUCCUAAAUAGAAACGGAGACUUUUGUUGACGCAGCACAGGAGUCAAACACUGUCUGAAAAGCUGUGAUGGCACUUUAUUGUUUACUUGACGUUUUCUUGCUUUAGGGGCUGAAUGACAUUAAUUCAGUGAGCACAUUUCAUUCAAGCUUCUUUUUGUCCCCCACUGUCUUCAGGCCGACGGUACAAAGAAUAACUGCACAUCGCAUCGUGCUGGUUUUCUGCUGGUGUAAAGUGGGGAAACAGGAAAUAUCAUUUUGCUGCAUGUGCCUUUCGCAAAGAAAGACUGGCACAAUACAUCUGCAAUGAGUUGUUGAAAUGUAUAUUCUGUUUUUGGAUCUUUUCUUUUUAUAUUUGACAUUAUUUUUGCUCAAGUUUUUGAGUGUUGUGUUGCAGUGCCAUUGCUAUUUACAUUGUCAUGAACGAGUGUCUGAAAUAAAUACCUACACGGUG
This is a messenger RNA of Scophthalmus maximus (turbot), 2347 nucleotides long. It is a transcript of the gene letmd1, whose product is annotated as LETM1 domain containing 1. The coding region runs from base 34 to 1149 and encodes 371 amino acids. The record is from RefSeq and is a predicted model, not a curated record. Gene Ontology annotation, cellular component: mitochondrial inner membrane. Lineage: Eukaryota; Metazoa; Chordata; Actinopteri; Pleuronectiformes; Scophthalmidae. The transcript is spliced from 9 exons. Gene Ontology annotation, biological process: intracellular monoatomic cation homeostasis. Gene Ontology annotation, molecular function: ribosome binding.